Puccinia triticina is the source of this 2142-nucleotide messenger RNA. RefSeq lists its product as uncharacterized. The transcript has 11 exons. NCBI's taxonomy places the organism in Eukaryota, Fungi, Basidiomycota, Pucciniomycetes, Pucciniales, Pucciniaceae. The record is from RefSeq and is a predicted model, not a curated record. Bases 1 to 2142 code for a protein of 713 amino acids.
AUGUCCGACGUAUACUUUCUGAGUGAAUCCAGUGGAAGUAGGAAGUCAUCGCUUGUAGAAUCCCUGUUUAAACCAAACGAACCUUCGACUUUUCCACUGAGUCCCAAGCUCCGCCAUGACCAGCUAAUCGGUCUCAGUCAUCGCCGGCUCGGCACCCGAGGAUCUUCAUUCUCGCGAGUGCAUUCCUACCUCAGACAGCUGUCCAGCAGUGAACAUGAAGAGAAAAUAGCACUAGCACGAGGCUCGCCGGGACAAAACCUCCGUCGGCGAUUGAGGCAGCCGAGAUACCGGGCAUUACUCCUGCUGCUGAUAGGCUUCUUAGCUUACCAGUGCCUAUCCCGAUUGAUCUGGGCGGUUACCCACUCGGCUAGUCCGCCAACAUCCAACAUCUUACCUGUACUCUCCCCCGACGAUCCUCACCCACUUGGAAACAUAAUCCAGGACGCUCAAAAAUCCUGGGAAAUCAUCCAAAAGCGCCAGAGUAAAACAUAUGAAGCAGCCGUUAUAGAGUAUCGACGCAGGUACAAAAUCAGUCCACCAAGCGGCUUCGACAAGUGGUUUUCAUUUGCCAAAAGUCAUGGACAUGUCCUAACUGAUGAGUACGACUCGAUGAUGGAGCAGCUCGCAAGUUUUCGGAAGAUGGACCGAAAUGACCUACACUCCCGAACGAAUCAGGUAGGCAAGGGAGAGGGAAGGGUUUAUACUCGUUGGGCAACCACUAAUCGACCUGCACACAAAGAAUUGAAACGAACUCAAACUUGGACGUUCUCCAAGUUGAUCGAGAAAAUCACCCGACUUGAUCCGACGCUCUUUCAAGAUAUGAGUCUGGCUGUCAAUGAGCAUUUCGAACCUCGUGUUGUGAUACCUUGGGAGACCCAAGAGAACUCAGACGAGGACUCUAACAAAAGCUGGAACCACAACAAAUUUGAAGGCCAUGAUAAUGCGUGGACCACCUUCCGAAAAAGCUGUCCUCCCAGCUCAAAAGCUCGCGAGCAAGAAGACGCGCUGGACUUCCCAGGAUACACGAAUUCUUCGAUCGAAGGAAGGUGGGGUGAUAGACUUCAAAAACCCGGACUAGGAAAAUCUACUUCGGCCACCUCUGCCCCUAUGCGAUUUGUGACCGACUCACCCGCUCCGAUCAAGGACAUCUAUUGCAAUUCGCCUGAGCGUCGCAUCGAGCAGGGCUUGUUCUUUAGCAACACCACAAAGAUCUCAGGCUUGUUUCCUGUGUUCUCUCAAUCGACCGCUCAGGGCUUUGGGGAUAUUGUCAUACCAAGUUACUUGUACAUUCGCGAUCCCUAUAAAACGCGGGAGUAUGCUAAUGAGCCAGUGACCAAGAGAAGCAGAGGAAGGAGCUUCAUAGCUGGUGGACAAGCAAGUCACCUGGAUCCUAGUCAGUGGAAAGAAUGGGAUGUCACGUGGGAGAAGAAGAAUAAUCAAAUCUAUUGGAGAGGUCUUCUGCAUGAUGGUGGAGAGAAUCCGGGCGGUUUUCAAUCCAACUUCGGACCCACCAAAAAAUCGAUUUUUGGAUCCAAGAACUCUGGGCUGAAUUCCAUGUUGGGUAUAGGCACGCCCAACCCGAAGAUGAUCACCAAGGAAGGCUUAGACAGAUCGUUCCUCAACCACAAAACUAUGGAUGUCGGAUAUUUGGCAGGAGACCACUGCAGAAUUCAUGAGCCUUGUCAAGAACUCUUGAAAGCGAACUACCGUCUCAAAAUGUGGGAGCCAUUUGGGGCUGCCAAAUUUUUUAAAUGGUCCCUUGACCUGGAUGGUAUUGGAUUCUCCGCCAAAUUUCUCAAUUUACUUCAAGUUGGGACAGCGGUGGUUAAGCAGACAGUCUACCGAGAGUUUUACAGCGAUUGGAUGGUUCCUUGGGUACAUUACAUUCCAUUGAGUGUCGAGGGAGACGAGUUAUACAAUCUUUGGAAUUACUUCCUCGGGAAGGAUGACGGAGUUUUCAUGGAGAAACAAAAACACCUUCGCAAGGAAGGCUGGAAGAUAGUCAACCAUGAAAAUAUUUUAAAGCAAAUUGGACGUGAUGGAUCCAAAUGGAGCAAAGCACAUGUCCGCGAAAUCGACUGGGAAAUUUACUCUUAUCGGCUUUUACUCGAAUGGAACCGAAUUUGGAAUGGUUCUGAAUAA